Kluyveromyces lactis is the source of this 1932-nucleotide messenger RNA. It is a transcript of the gene GPI16, whose product is annotated as GPI-anchor transamidase subunit GPI16. The record is from RefSeq and is a predicted model, not a curated record. Lineage: Eukaryota; Fungi; Ascomycota; Saccharomycetes; Saccharomycetales; Saccharomycetaceae. Gene Ontology annotation, cellular component: GPI-anchor transamidase complex. The coding region runs from base 1 to 1932 and encodes 643 amino acids. Gene Ontology annotation, biological process: attachment of GPI anchor to protein. The transcript has a single exon.
AUGAGGUUACAAAAUUGGAUUCCAGUUUUGCUUCUAGCAGCCAUCGUGACGGCUGAAGUAGACUUUGAAGUUAAUCCAGUUGACAACGAAACAGAAUCAGUUCAGCAAGAUGUUAUAGAUGAAAGCUGGAAUGCAGAGCCUGGGGAAUCAUCGAGAAUAACACAGUCCUCGAAGUUUCUUUCACUAGAGCAUCCUAUUGAGUAUAAUUUUCGAGAGCAUCUGGAUCUAACUCCCUUGCCUAACAACUUUUUGCUUGCAAGUUUUCAGUUCUAUAUGCAAUCAGAGCCAUUUGGUAUAGAUAGAGACCAGCACGAAUCCAGUGAAUACUCUCAUCACACAGUUUUCCCGAAGCCCGUUGGGCCCAUUAUGUCACAGACUAAUACCAGACAGUUACACUUGAGAUUUACACAUGGGCUAUGGGAUUCACAAGAAUGGGGCCAGCUUCCACACAACGGGUUGAAAUCUGGAGGAACAGGUGUGGAAUUAUGGGCUAUUGUGGAAGCACCAUCGAAGGAAGAAGCGUUGAAAUCAUGGAUAACGUUGGCCAAUUCGUUAAGUGGAUUGUUCUGUGCUUCCAUCAAUUUCAUUGACACUUCAAAGACGACGUUUCCGGUAUCAUCAUUCUUACCGAAAGAAGACGAAGCGAUCCCACUACUGAAUCAAAGCAACCAUCUUUACCUCAUGAGAGCAACUUUAGCCAACGAACCGGUUUGUACUGAAAAUUUGACCCCAUUUGUAAAACUUUUACCAACAAGAGGGAAAUCUGGUAUCUCCUCUUUGUUAGAUGGCCACAAGAUCUUUGAUUCAAAUUGGCACAGUCUGUCGAUUGAUGUCAAUACUGUUUGUGACGAAUCAACUGCCAAUUGCCACUUUGUUAUGGAAGAAUUUAUCGAAACAGUGGUCAACGUACCAAAUGCUUUGGCCAGAGCUGACAGACCAAUUCCGAAGCCUUUACCAGGCGACGAACUUCGUUGUGACACGAAUAGACCACACGACGCGUUCCAAUGUUUCCCGUUACCUCAAAGCAAAGAAGUUAGUUUCAGCAUCUCAAAACUAUUUGGUAAGAAAAUCCGUGGAGGCAGCUUGCUUGGCGAACAAAGCUCAAAAAUAUGUGUUCACGUUCCCUCACAUUGGGACGUUAUGAUACAGGUCGACGAAUCAUAUUUUGCAACCGACGACAACUGUUUCGAUCUCAACAAUAACAAACCACAUGAUGUUCGCUUGGAAACGACAGACUCUAAGAGUGUACUACCCUCCAAAAAGACUCCAAUAUACGUUUCCAGAGCUCUCACUGGUUAUGGCCAAGACCGUGGCGGGUUAAGAUCAGUAUUUCGUAAUCCUUCCAACGAAGCUGUGGAAUUAGUUUAUUUUGAAUCCUUGCCUUGGUUCAUGGGAGUAUACUUGUCCUCCUUAGCCAUAGAGAGUGAUGAUCCUGAACUAACUCUAGAUUCAGUAGUAAAAUCUACCUUCUAUUCCCCGGCAAGAGAUCGUGAGAGACCGACACAUUUGGAAAGGGCAAUGAUUAUCCCGCCUAACACUGCAUUCGCUAUAUCAUUCCAGUUCGAUAAAUCCUUGCUUAAAUAUGCAGAAUAUCCCCCUGAUGCCAACCAUGGUUUUGAGAUCGAAGCUGCUGUUGCUGCAGUACUUACACCAGAACGUUAUGAAGCCAGAACAUCCUCCUUACUCUUAUCUCUAUCCACUCCUGAUUUCAGUAUGCCUUACAAUGUCAUCAUUCUGACAUCUACUGUCAUGGGUCUAGCUUUUGGUACUCUAUUCAACCUAAUUUCUAAGCAACUGAUAACCCUGGAAGAAGCUGAUAAGAUACUUGCAUCGACAGGUCCUAGAGCAAAGCUGUUGCGCGUCAAAGCAAAGAUUGUAAACAUGCUACAGGGAAAUAAAAACAAGAUUAUCAAAAGCGCUAAAUAUGAAUAG